This is a messenger RNA of Archocentrus centrarchus (flier cichlid), 756 nucleotides long. RefSeq names its product low affinity immunoglobulin gamma Fc region receptor II-like. Gene Ontology annotation, biological process: cell surface receptor signaling pathway; immune response. Gene Ontology annotation, cellular component: external side of plasma membrane. The coding region runs from base 10 to 756 and encodes 248 amino acids. The record is from RefSeq and is a predicted model, not a curated record. The transcript is spliced from 6 exons. Lineage: Eukaryota; Metazoa; Chordata; Actinopteri; Cichliformes; Cichlidae. Gene Ontology annotation, molecular function: transmembrane signaling receptor activity.
CAAGACAACAUGGAGGUCAGAGCUCUGUGUAUGAGACUGUUGAUGAUCGUUAUGAUUCUGCUGGAUGGACAGGAUCAGAAAGCUGAUGCAGUUUCUCUGAGUAUCGCUCCAAACAGAUCGCAGUUCUUUGAAUAUGAAUCAGUAACAUUUUACUGUGAAGGAGUCGAUUAUUGUGAAAUUGUGCAUAAAUUCAAAGGGAAAUUAGAAUCAUGUAGCAAAACUGAUAAGCCGGCACAAACGGGAUCAUCCUGCACCAUCAAAACUGCUUAUAAACAGGACAGUGGAGAGUACUGGAGUGAGACUGGAGGAGGGAAGAGAAGCAACAUCAUCAACAUCUCUGUCACUGCUGGUUCUGUGAUCCUGGAGGUUCCUGCUCUUCCUGUGAUGGAGGGACAAACUGUGACUCUUCACUGCAGAAACAAAAUCGCUUCCUCCAACCUCACAGCUGAUUUCUAUAAAGAUGGACAUCACAUACACAGAGGCUCCAAAGGAAACAUGAACAUCUACAGAGUUUCCAAGUCUGAUGAAGGACUUUACAAGUGCAGCAUCUCAGGAGCUGGAGAAUCACCAGAGAGCUGGCUGAAAGUUACAGAGACUCAGGCAGACUCCUCCUCGGACCACGGCUAUCGUAUUGACUUCAUCUCACGGAUUGUAUUCGCCAUCGUGGUGGUGGCUGUGCUGCUGCUGCUGGUGGUGGUGGUAAAGUUAAUGUUACGACAAAUACCACAAAACACUCCAGCCACUGAUGACAAAUAA